AUGAAUUUUGAGUAUAGAGAAAGAAAAACAUCAUCAGGAGGGAUCCUUAAAGACCAGUCCAAAGUCCAGUUAAAUCCUUCAAACACUUCUAGAGUGAAAUUUUCCGCCAAAACUUAUGUGCAACCAUUAAGAAGCAGAGAGCCUCAAGAUAUAUCCAAAGUGCUUGAAGAAGAGAUCACACCUGGUUUUACCUUGUCUCACAGUAAGGAACAUAUUGAUGUCACAUUGGGGGAAGAAUUCUUUGAAAAACAAAAGCCUACAGAAGAACCCAUCAAAACUACUGCGCUUGGCACUCCACCUAAGCUUGAAACGGAAGACGUUGUUGCUGAUUUAGUGGAACAGAUUUCUGAGCUGACAGCUAUUAUAGAACAAUUGCGCCGAGAUCAUCAAGUGACACAUAAACAGAUGGAGAAAGAUAUGGAAGAAAAAUGCAAUGAGAUGCAAGAGGAACAUGAUAAUAAAAUGAGGGAGAUUCAAGGAUUUCACAUAAUACAAGUGAAUAACCUGGAAGAACAGUAUAAGAAAGAGUUGCGGAAUGAGAGGGCAACUGCACAAGAAAAAUUGGCUACAAUGCAGAAGGAGUACAAAUACCUGAAGAAUACAUUUCGUAUGUACCAGGAUAGCAUUUCUGAUGAAAUGGAAGAAAAAUGGCUGAGAAGACAGGCUGAAUGGAAAAAAAGUGAGAGGACUGAGCGAGAAAAGGCAUUAUUACAACAAAAGCAAUCUUUAACAAAGAGAUUUGAGAUGGAAUUAGAGGAGCAGAAGAAGAUUAUUCAGAAUAACAGUUUUUUGCUCGGCAGAGUUUAUGAACAAGAGAGAGAAGAAUUUCAGAAACAGCAACAAAUUGCCUUGGAAAAUAUAGAAGUGUUAAAUGCCAAAAUCAAGACAUUGGAGAAUGAAUUGAAUGAGAAGAACGAAUCUCUUAAUGCUAUUGCUUCAUCUCUUCACAAAACAGAGUUGGAACUUCAGAAGGAGAAAGCCAAAAUGGCAGACAUGGAGAGAUCUUUCCAACAAAAAGCAGUAGCUGUUGAAGAGAAAUAUCGAAUUAAUAUAGCUUCUUUGUCAGAAGAAAACAACAUUUUGAGGCACAAGCUUAUUGAGAAGAAUGAAGAGAUAUUUAAUGAACGUGCCCAAAAAAGUAGUAUUUUUGGAUUGUUUGAUUAGAAGUAUGCAUGAAGAAUUGGCUUAUGGGAGAUUGUGUGAAGCUAUUUCUUCAGAACAGGCUGAAGCUGGAACACCAGAAGUGUCAAAGGAUUACUUACAUAUAUGUAUCAUUAUGUUUUUUAUUUUAUUUUUAUCAGCUACACCUAAUAGUUUUGUGCCGUGUUUUCUUCCCUUACUAGCUUAGAAAUAAAAUAAAUGUUUCUUAGCCAGAUGGUGGACAUGUUAUAACAUACAUUAUAUCAAAAGGGCAUAACUUGGUCCUGUAGAUUAAAAUCCAUAUUUAAAUGACUAGACAUAAAGUGAAACACAAACUGUCAAAUUGUAAAUGUCUAUGGAGAUUCAAAGUCAUCCAUGUCAUGGUUGUUCCAAAGGUGCUUUUUCAAGAGGCA
Molecule: messenger RNA, 1553 nt
Organism: Pseudonaja textilis
Lineage: Eukaryota; Metazoa; Chordata; Lepidosauria; Squamata; Elapidae
Source: RefSeq, a predicted model, not a curated record